AUGCUGCGAACGAACGUGAUCAGCAACGUUCUUCGUGGCAUCUUUUCCGCCGUUGCGUUGGGUGCGACAGGCAAAAUCAUGGUGAUGAUUGUGGGAGUCAACGACCGCCGCAAAAGAGAGAAGACACGCUUUAGGACCCAUAGUAUGAGCAUGGGUGCCGUGGUCCUUUUCGUUUUUGCAUUCGGUACGACAUGCAAGAUCAUGGUCAUGAUCGUGGGAGUCAGCGAACUCCGCAAGAGAGAGAAGGCACGCUUUAGGACCGUCUCGGCCUCACGAUCGAUCGCAGCAGCAUUCCACCACACAGCUAGAGGCCAGCCAGCAGAUCACGAGAGGACGAAGCCUAAUCCCACCAGUUCGUUGCUAGCGAAGCUAGCAGUGAAGCUCAUUUCCCUCCUCUCUGCGUUCCACAGAAGCGGAAAGGCCCCAGCUCCAGUCCCAGCUCAAGCUCUAGCCGCAACGCCAAGAUCCAACGCCCAUAGUAUGAGUAUGGGUCCAUCCGGCUCACCUAAGGGUCCCUUUACAACCGACCGUCAGAGCAAGGCCGAAUGCCAAAGGCAUACGAUCGGCGAUCAAGAGCUUGCACAUCUCGACCAGGAAGUCGAUGCUCGUACUGGCGAAGUCACGCUCGCCUUCACAGACAUCAAGAACAGCACAACCAGCUCGCCCGAUGUCAAAGCGCAAGAACAACACUGGCGUGACGAGAUCACGGAUAAGAGCUUGGGGACUCGGGCGCGGCACACCGCUGCUGCAGCCGCUGGGCAGCAAACAGCCUCUGGCGACCGCGACUUCCACCAAGCACGCAAGGACGACGCUGUGCCGCUGUCGAAGAUCGGAUGGGGUUUGCUUACCCAGUCACGUCAGGCGAUGGACACUGGACAAAUGACGGACAAGAUGAUCCAUAUGACAGACCUCUGA
Fulvia fulva is the source of this 915-nucleotide messenger RNA. RefSeq lists its product as uncharacterized. The transcript has 5 exons. Lineage: Eukaryota; Fungi; Ascomycota; Dothideomycetes; Mycosphaerellales; Mycosphaerellaceae. The record is from RefSeq and is a predicted model, not a curated record. The coding region runs from base 1 to 915 and encodes 304 amino acids.